AUGGAGGAUGCUGGAUCAACUGCGCAGUCUACGGACAUGCAAACCAUUGCGUGUGAUGAAGCGGCUCUCACUAAUUCCAACGAUGUGUCUGCUGUCGCUGAAGACACCCCCAGUGAGGAGUUAUGGGUCCGCAAAUGGGACGACGCCAGCAACGCGCUCUACUACUUCAACUUGCGCACGCAGGAGAGCUCGUGGGAGCAGCCUCAGGCCUACAAGGCCGUCUUUAUGUCGGAGCCAAUGGAAAUGGACACGGAGAGGGCUGUCGAGGCUGUGGAGCCGGCUCUUGACCAACAAGACGAGCAACUGAGACUGCAACAGGAGCUAGAGCAGGAGCAGCAGGGCAACGCGUCUAUAGCGAUCCAGAGUUUGUAUCGCGGCCGGAAGGACCGCAAGCGCGUGAAGGAGGCAAGAAAGUGGACGGAGCAGUUCGACCCAGCGACAGCGCAGAAGUAUUACUACAACAGCGAGACGGGCGAGUGGCUGUGGGAGAAACCUGUCGACUUUUUAACGGGCGUCAGGGACGAACGAAGCGCGCGAGCGGUGAAGAUCCAGAGUGUUUAUCGAGCCAAGAAGGCGCGGGAUCGAGUCAAACAACUUGCAGAUGAAGAGGAAGAGGAGGAAGAACUGAUGGAGCAACAGGUGCAGGAUGAGGCGCAGGCUGCUGCCGAAGCGGAACUGGCGGCGGCUGUUGCGGACGAGGCGAGCAAUCGAGCACUUUGGUGCGAGUAUUUCGACCCUCGGUCCCGCAAGUAUUACUAUCGUCACGUGGUCUCGAAUGAUAUAACCUGGGAUAAACCGGAGAAGUACGUGUCUUCUUCAACGGAAGGCAGCAAGCGCGACCUUGCAGCGCUGUCGAUUCAGUGCGCAGCGAGGAAGCGCAUUGCAACACACGACGUCAAGGCAAAGAGAGAAAAGCUGCGUACGCUCACUGACCCUGCUGCCAUGCAACUCAAACUUGGAGAGCUCAAGCAGGUAUCGGUGGAGAUCCAGGCAGAGAUCGACACUCGCGCUCUCGCGUCGGCAGAGGAAGAGCAGCAGUUCCCUCACUUGCUCAAUUUACUCACAGGGUGGCGAGAAUCGCUUGAGAGCAUCAAGAACCACAUCGCGUCGCUGGAGAACCAAGGCGAGGACAUCUCACUGGCAGAAUGCCUGGCAUCUCGUGUUGCACUCGCAGAGCGUUUCCACAAAGCUCUGGCUGAGAUGAGAAGCGAGUGUCUAACCGUCCUCAGAAGCAUCCUGUUGAUGAACAGCUACUUCAUGGACCUUGACGUCUCUCGGAUCAAUGCAGCCUGUACGAGUUUUGCCAAGUGGAAACAGCACGAAGUCUGCGCACUCAGAGAUUCGCGUCUGGUGGAGAUCAUCCAGGGCAGCGACAUCAGCCAGAUUCUCGACAAAGCGGAAGCUCUGCUUCGACGCGCGAUGGGACUCACAGACUUCAACAACGGAUCGACUUCUGCAGAUGGCAAACGCUACGAGGACUGGCAUCCGUCCGUAGCUGCUGCACUCGCUGGAGUUCGCGAGAUGGAGGAGCGUCUAACGCAGAAGACGCAACUACUCCGUGGCUAUCGAUCUGCCGAAGCCAGGAAACGGGAGAUCUCUCACAUGGCCGAGGAGGACUUGUUAGCUUCGCGACUAGCUCAACUACGGCGUCGGCGGUUGAAUGAGGAGGUGGACCAUGCGACGUUCCUUGUCAAGUGCCAGGAGUACUGGAAGAAGGGCUUGAACCAGCGAGAAGACGACUUACACGCUGCUGUAGCCCUUGAAAGCUCUAAGAAGAAAAGACGGUCAAAGAACCAAGAAAUACCGCAUCAUGAGCCGACGGGCGACUCAGACAACCAAGACAACAAGUCCAAGCUGUCGAUAUGGGAAGCGACUAAGGAAGGUCUCUCGGUUGACGUCGUUCGGACGAUGGUGUUCGCAGAGAUGCAAAAAGCUCGUCGCCUUGGCUACGAUUUCCUGGUGAAAUCCGCUCGCUCGGACCACGGAGAGACGCUUAUCCAGAUCGCGUGUUGGUGGGGCCACGCGAUUCGCAUUCUUCUCGAGCACGGGCUUCCAUGCAACGUGACAGAUAGCACCGGUGAUACGCCAUUCCACUGGAACAAUUAUAGUGCCAUGCUCACGCUUUUAGGUGUGUACUCUUCCGACCGAGACAAGAGUGCUACCGAUGUCAUCGUCAAGGCUGUGCGGCAAAAGAACUUCCGUGGCAAGACAGCAUCUACUCUUGCCAAAGGGGAUCGAGUACACACUGCUCUUAAGUCAGCAGAGGAAGGCCGACUACCGCCACUACGUCUACCUCGUACUGGCGACAGGAAGUCGACACCUACAGGGUUCCCACGACGCAUGACGGAAAUUGGUCAUCGAGACGGAGCUCGAGGGAUGAAUCCCAAGAAGGGAAAGACGAUGACAAUGCUGGGCAAGACAACAAAACACAGCUCUGUCCUAGACAUCGACGAGCUGGUGUCGCUUACCACCAUGUUGUCGAUAUCGCCACCGGAGAAGAUGGAGCAGCUCAUCACUGUCUUCUCUCAACGACUGCAGCCACAGGCUCUACAGCGACUGAGCGUAGCUGAUAUUCUACGAGAUGCUUCGGCCGCCGCGAUCAUGCACGAGGAGAUCCCAUCGUCGGACGCCUUUCACGUUACGAAGCAGCACAAACCAAGCUUCGGGCACCUGUUAAAGUUUUUGCGCUUGAACGAGCCUACGGGCUACGAAAAAGACGAAGAGCACAAACGCGCAGCCGUGCGCUACCUUGCACUGCGAACGAUGCUCCAGCAGUGCGGCGAGAUUAAGAUAUCGAGUAUCCAGGAAACUUGCCUGGACAAGGUUCUUCGCUGGUUCGAAGCGACCGAAGCGAGCGCCUUUACGUCGUCGACAGCAUCUACACCGAUUCUUCCGCCGCGAAUGUCUCCGAAAAAGGCCAACAUAGCCCCCAACCCAGCGCUAGAUAAAUCUGCCAGCGAGACCAGCUUCCUCCCAGACACAAGUGCCUCGAGCACCACCGUAGCUGCAAAGCUCGAUCGAUACAAAAUGCCGGACUUGCGAGCCUCACACAUUCGUCGAAUAGCCGAGCUGCGUUCGCGCGGUGCGGACGUCUCAGAGACGAGUAUACCGAUCGAGCAAAAUAACAACUCCCCCGAAUCUAUCUGUAAACCCGAAGGAUCAGAAGAAUCGAGACGCCAAGCAGUCCAAGACCGAAUGAUCGAUGCCACAUUCAAGCUGUAUCGCCCCGAGACGGACGCAGAGCGCGAGAUGAAUCUAUUGUGGAUUAAACGGCGGCAAGAAGAUGAACUCACGCGCAGGAAGGACGAGGACGUGCAACAGCGAGUCCAGAAGUGGUCGAUGGACCGCAGUCGCGACGAAUCGGAGAAUCUCAGGAAGCGGGAGUCGACGAAGCUAGUGGCAGGGCUCAACCAGAUCUUGCAGGAGGGUGUCGAUCAGGACAAACCCUUCGCCUGGCGGAGCUCUAGGACUCUUCACCCGGAUCUGGCUGGGGUAGCACCUCCAUCCAAUCAGUCCUCCUCCGCUCCUACAAAGGCUGGUGUUGCGACGAAAGAUGCGAAGGAGAUGGUGCAGCAAGAUAGCGUUGUCACCCGAAAACAGCCCAUACAAACUCUUUCAAGUGGCAAACAACCCGGCCAGAUCGUCAUCAAGAGCCGAAGACCUUCGAUGACAUCUGGCGGCGGCAUGCACUUCCGAAACCAACUACCUCCGAACUACGUCCCUCCUGGAUUACAAGCAGCAUCGUCCGUACCAAAGAAUAAGCGCGACACAGCGUCUGCCCCGCUGAAUUCAAGGCCGGUUCCAAACGGUUCAAGCUCACGCAGCAGCUUAGAGCGACGAGCUUCCAGGGUAUCUGACGACCCAUCCAGCGCAAGCGAAGGGGAAGAGGAGGACUCAGCGAUGGAGGACAAGGUAAUGAGGAGGCAGAACAUCUUCACGAGCGAACCUCGCCAGCAGAUGAAGCUUCAAAGCUACCAUGUGCCGUACUAUUACUCCGACGGCGAUGCCAUGGCAGGUAACUCCAAGCCACAAAAGGCGAAUCCGCGGGGCACAAUACCAGCGCAGUCAUUGCCAGCGGACCCCGAGCUCCGCUGUCUCCAAGAAGCAACUGCGAUGCGUCGAGUCUUCGCCCUCCCUAUCGACAAAGUCCUGCAGAAGCCAGCCCCUCCCCCAGUGACCAUCCGAGAAGCGGAGCGCGAGGUCUCGUCGUCGCGGAAGUCGGGUCGGUCAGAGACCGGCAAGCCGCGGCGUGGGUCCAAAUCUGCUAAAGGGAAGCGAACGCCAACCAGCGUUCGCAGUGGCGCCGCCCUCCCGCGCACAGUUCCAGUGUACACGCUGUCGGAGCCUCCAGUCACCGCCUCCACCAGCGACCUCCGCCACUCGCAGAUGGAGGAGCUGGAGAAGAUCCGUCGGCUCUUCGAAGAGAACCACCUGUCGCUCUCAACGCAAGCCCUUGAGCGCGGUCUGCUGGUACCGGAAGAUCGCCCGCUGCUUGAAAGUAUCAACAACCUGCCCUUCGCCGGCUCGCGUCUGCUCAUCAACCCGCUCACGCGCCGCGCAAAGACCGCGAAGCCCAAGAAGAAAGCCGGCGCCAAGAAAAAGAAGAGCAAGAAAGGCAAGAAGAGCGCCAAAGGCGCCAAAGCCCCCAAGAGCGCUCGUCGCGCGUCGCCCAACAAGAAGUGA
Phytophthora sojae is the source of this 4683-nucleotide messenger RNA. RefSeq lists its product as hypothetical. The transcript has 13 exons. Lineage: Eukaryota; Oomycota; Peronosporomycetes; Peronosporales; Peronosporaceae. The record is from RefSeq and is a predicted model, not a curated record. Gene Ontology annotation, molecular function: protein binding. The coding region runs from base 1 to 4683 and encodes 1560 amino acids.